AUAUAAGUCAGUGGAGUGGAAGUAGUCAGCAUUGCACGUUAGGCACUGUAUUCUCAGGGAAGUGCCUUAUCCAUGUACUCCAGUGGCAGCAUGAGGAGCAUGAAUUUGUUGGUAUGCGUGGUCGCCUUGUUCAGCAUAUGCACAGCCCGGCCGCAGUACAACCAACAUCAACAGGGGUUCCAGAAGCCGUUUGUCCCGAUUGUGGCUUACAACAAUGACGUCUCCCAUGAUGGCUCCUAUGCGUACAGUUACCAGACGGGAGAUGGCACUACUGCUCAGCAGACAGGCUACUUGAAGAAUCCUGGCAGUAGGGACCUGGAGGCUCAGACUGUACAAGGUUCGUACUCAUAUACGUCACCUGAGGGUACACCAAUUACAGUCACUUACACAGCCGAUGAGAAUGGAUUCCGCGCACAAGGCGCACAUCUGCCGGUGGCGCCGCCUAUACCUGACGCGAUCCUCAAAUCGUUGGACUUGAUCUCCAGGACACAGCCAGGCGCAAGCGCAAACUUGGGGGUAUACGCGCAACAAGGGUACAAUCGACAACAAUAUCGAUACUGAGUUAAACUCGUUCUCUGCUUGUGGAUAUUCUAUAGUAUAAUAUGGAGUAACUCUUUGGUCUCAUUCUUGGUUUAUAUCAAGACACCUUUUCAACUUCAUAAGUUAUGUAGCGUGAACGGCAGAAACAUAUGUAGGCGAUGAAUUCUGAAGGAUAUUAGAGGCUUCCUUAACCUAUUUUAUCCUGACGUCUGUCUAACAAGGCUGACAGAAACCACCACAACUCUUACAGAUGUUAUCGCAGCCCUGUUGACAUUCUAAUAAAAAAUUUACAUCGUGAUCUUUUCUAUUUUAGGUGUUGGUAGCCCUGUUCAAAAUAACUCUAUAUUCUAUUUUCACGCAAAAAAAAAACACAACAAUACAUAUUCCAACAAUAGGCAAAAUAUAAAUUCAGUUGCUUAGAAAGGAACUGAUAGAUGCGUUAUAAGCUCAAAUUACAUUUAAAAUGAAUAAACCUGAGGUUUCUUCCUACAACUGAACGAUAUUUGUGGAGCAGAUGUGAGUGUAACAUAAUUUCCUGCGAAGUACAUACGUUCUAGGGGCCAGUACUUAUUACGUCUGACAUUAAUAUUAUAGUAAAAAUCAGAAUAUUGUCUGGUGACUAUUACAAACAUAAGUAUUAGUACCACUGUGAACAUACGGCUUCAUUCUUUAUGUUUUACACACUAUUAUUGUGUUCAAAGUUACUGAAAAAUGGAUGUAUGUAUGUUGUGUGUGUAAGCAGAAUUUGUCAGAGAACUUCUUGGUAUACAAAUUAAAAACGAAAGUUUGAAGAAAAUAAAGCACAAAAAUCUAGGAAGGCUACAUAUGGCUUUACACACAUACAUUUAGAACCUACAACUAAUACCAUUUCAAAAUAAGUAAUGUUCUGCAUUAAUACAGAGAAAAAUACAAGUGCUAAUCAGAA
This is a messenger RNA of Cryptotermes secundus, 1465 nucleotides long. Its product is annotated as endocuticle structural glycoprotein SgAbd-2-like. The record is from RefSeq and is a predicted model, not a curated record. Gene Ontology annotation, molecular function: structural constituent of chitin-based larval cuticle. The transcript is spliced from 3 exons. Gene Ontology annotation, cellular component: chitin-based extracellular matrix. Bases 73 to 561 code for a protein of 162 amino acids. NCBI's taxonomy places the organism in Eukaryota, Metazoa, Arthropoda, Insecta, Blattodea, Kalotermitidae.